CAGCCCAACCCCGCUGCUCUAACUGGCUUCAAGUCAUCUUUCGUUACAUUACAGUGAAAGCGCAUCCUUAGUGCUUUCACCGAAAGCUCUCUGCGAGGUUUGACUUACGAUCGAAGGUUCUUCUGUAAAAGCUUUCACUUGGGCUUUGAUCUUUGUGACCUUGGUGUAACUGAAUAGGUAAAAAGAGUAUUAGCCAUGCGUAUCGAGGAGGUCUCCUCGACGACCAAGACCCAGCGCGUGGCGACGCACACGCAUAUUAAGGGCCUAGGUCUUCAAGACAAUGGCACGGCACUGCCAAUGUCGGCGGGAUUCGUGGGCCAGGAGCAGGCGCGUGAGGCUUGUGGCGUCGUGGUCGACAUGAUCCGUCAAAAGAAAAUGGCAGGCCGCGCGCUACUUUUGACUGGUGCACCAGGCACCGGUAAGACAGCUUUGGCGCUGGGAAUCGCCCAGGAGCUUGGAACUAAGGUGCCGUUCUGCCCCAUGGUGGGCUCGGAGGUGUACUCCAGCGAGGUCAAGAAGACGGAGGUGCUGAUGGAGAACUUUCGGAGAGCCAUCGGCCUGCGCAUCAAGGAAAACAAGGAGGUUUAUGAGGGCGAGGUGACGGAGCUGACGCCAGAGUACACGGAGGCGGCGGGCACUGGCUUUGGAAAGGUGGUCAGUCACGUGGUGAUCGGGCUCAAGACAGCUAAGGGCACCAAACAGCUCAAGCUGGAUCCCACCAUCUACGACGCGCUCCAAAAGGAGAAGGUGGCGGCGGGCGACGUGAUCUACAUCGAGGCCAACAGCGGUGCCGUGAAGCGCGUGGGCCGCUGCGACGCCUACGCCACUGAGUUCGACCUGGAGGCGGAGGAGUACGUGCCGCUGCCAAAGGGCGAUGUGCACAAGCGCAAGGAGAUUGUGCAGGACGUCACGCUGCACGACCUGGACUCCGCCAACGCGCGGCCACAGGGCGGCGGCGACAUUAUGAGCGUCAUGGGCAGCAUGCUCAAACCCAAGAAAACCGAGAUCACAGACAAGCUGCGGCAAGAAAUCAACAAGGUGGUGAACCGCUACAUCGAUCAGGGUGUGGCGGAGCUGGUGCCGGGUGUGCUGUUCAUUGAUGAGGUGCAUAUGCUGGACAUUGAGUGCUUCACCUACCUCAACCGCGCGCUGGAGAGCUCGCUCUCGCCCAUCGUCAUCUUCGCCACGAACCGCGGCCUGUGCACCAUCCGCGGCACCGACAUUACCUCGCCGCACGGCGUCCCGGUGGACCUGCUGGACCGCCUGGUCAUCAUCCGCACGCUGCCCUACACGCUGUCGGAGAUGGUGCAGAUCCUAGCCAUCCGCGCCCAGGUGGAGGGCAUUGGCAUCGACGAGGAGUCGCUGGCGUUCCUGGGCGAGGUGGGCGAGCGCACAUCGCUGCGCCACGCGGUGCAGCUGCUAACGCCGGCCUCCAUGCUGGCGCGCACCAACGGCCGCGACGCCAUCGUGCGCGGGGACCUGGAGGACGUGGACAACCUGUUCCACGACGCCAAAUACUCGGCACGGCUGCUGGCGGAGCAGGCAGACAAGUACAUCAGCUAGUGAGAGGCAGGUGGCUAGUGGGGCUGCGGUGGCCUGGACAGCUGUGUCAGUAGGUGUGAGGUGUGCGUAGCAUCAGCUGCCGGUAGUAGUGGCUUUGACGUGUGCCGGGGUAGACACCGACAAUACAUCACCAUCGACAGCCAGACCAUUGAACGCAUGUAGUGUGCAGGAGAGGAUGCUGCUAUCCUUAGGUACCCUGAAGCCGUGAAGGUACAGUAGCAGGUGGUUGGUUGGGGUGCAGCAUGGGGUAUGUGUUUCGGCGAUUACGCAGUUUGGUACCCCUGUAAGCCGCUUUUCCC
This is a messenger RNA of Chlamydomonas reinhardtii, 1862 nucleotides long. RefSeq lists its product as uncharacterized. The transcript is spliced from 10 exons. Gene Ontology annotation, biological process: box C/D snoRNP assembly; regulation of transcription by RNA polymerase II; chromatin remodeling. The record is from RefSeq and is a predicted model, not a curated record. Gene Ontology annotation, cellular component: Ino80 complex; R2TP complex; Swr1 complex. Lineage: Eukaryota; Viridiplantae; Chlorophyta; Chlorophyceae; Chlamydomonadales; Chlamydomonadaceae. Gene Ontology annotation, molecular function: ATP hydrolysis activity; DNA helicase activity; ATP binding. Bases 196 to 1563 code for a protein of 455 amino acids.